GCGCAGGCAGCGGCCCCUUUAUAAGCCACUGCGGUCGGACCCCAGCCGAGCGCUGUGCGCGCCCCCGAGAUGCCCCCGGCGCGCGCGCUAGGAAGCAGCUCUAGGAUGAGGACAGCCUGGCUCUGGGCCUGGGGGCUGCUGCUGUCGGGGGCCGGGGCGCCAGGCCCCCCGGACACUUCUGCGCCCCCGUCCGCACCCCCGGGACCCCCGUCCGCGCCCCCGGGGCUCCCCACGGCUGUGCGGGGGGCGCUGGCCGAGCUGGCCGCCCUGCCCUGCCUGGUGACCCUGCGGCCCGGGCCCACGGGGGACCCCCCGCGCGUCAAGUGGACGCGGGUGCGGGCGGCCAGCGGCAGGCAGCUGGACGCGUCGUCGCUGCUGGUGGCCCAGGGCCGGGCCUUGCGGGUGGCUCCUGCCUGGAGGGGCCGCGUGUCCCUGCCCGCCUUCCUGCGACAUCCACACAACGCCACGCUGCUGCUCGGGCCGCUGCGCUCCAGCGACGCUGGGCUCUACCGCUGCCAGGCUGUCCGGGGCCUGGCCGACCAGCAGCGCCUGGUGGCCCUGGAGGUGGCAGCCCAGGCGGCUCACCAGAACCACAGAAAUGGAGGCACUGGGGGCCGGAAGCAGGCUCAGCUGGGAGCCCCCAGGCAUAAGGCGUGGGUCUGA
Molecule: messenger RNA, 663 nt
Organism: Erinaceus europaeus (western European hedgehog)
Lineage: Eukaryota; Metazoa; Chordata; Mammalia; Eulipotyphla; Erinaceidae
Gene: NCAN
Product: neurocan
Exons: 4
Coding region: 70-663 (197 amino acids)
Source: RefSeq, a predicted model, not a curated record